AUGGCGGCGUUCAGUGAGGAGUUCACGCUGUGCGGGCUGCUUACCGGUGCCGGGAGGAACGAGGGUCUGCAGGGGGUGGAGGCGGGAGCCGAAAAGGACACGGUGCUGAUAACGGACACCGGGAGAGCCGUCACUCUCUAUAAGGUUUCUGAUCAAAAACCGCUAGGCAGCUGGACUGUGAAGCAGGGGCAGUCCGUCACCGGGCCGGCCGUCUUUAACCAUGGGACUGGAGAGUACGUCAUGGUUCACGAUGAUAAGGUGAUCAGGUUAUGGAAGGAGGGUGACGUGUACCUGGACAAAGUCUUCAAAGCUACACUGUCGGCCGCUGUGCGUCGGAUUCACUCUCUCCCUGAUCAUGAGCCGCUGGUGCUGUUUCAAGGGGGAUACGUGCAGUUUUUGGACGCCCUGCUUGCUGAUCCGCAGCAGGAAGUGGAGACCACGCUGCAGGACGGAGAACGGAUAAUAUGGUCUGAUAUGUUUGCAGAAGCCACUCGGUCUCUAAUGGUUUAUGUUACUGAAUUGGCUGGGGAGCAUUUUGUAUACACCUGUCAGACCGGUCCCCGCGCUCUUCAGAAACGCAAACUCAAGCAGUACAAGGAGGGAUCCCUGGUGUUGGGCUUUUCUGGGUCCAUGAAAAAUGAAACCUUCAGCUUAUUUAUUUUAUACUCGAGCGGACAUGUGUGUCUCGCCCAUUUGUCUCUCGCUCAGACUGGGGACGUUCUUGCCGCAGAGCUGCUGCUUCAGCUGCCAGAAACCUCUGAACGAGGUGCCCUGACCGUUCUAGACGAUUCCCAUAUCGCUACGCUGGCAGCAUCUCCGGCAAAGCAGAAAGACUGUCUCUGUAUAUGGAAUACAAAGUUUCAGACGCUGCAGGCCGUCCGAGAAUUCCCGCAGCAGACCAGCACCCAGCUCUGGUGCCAUGACCGUAAAAUGUACCUUGUGCACGGCAAGUCCGUGCUGGUGUUGCCAUUUCUCUGUGAGCUGUCCUGUCUGGCGUCGGCUCUGGGCAAAGGCAGAAACGAGCAGACAUCAGCUCUUGAAACCGUGUCGUUUGCAAACUGGGACACGUUGGUAGGAAAUGCACCAGAAACCAAGAAAUCAAAUUCUGGAUCCAGGAAAAGUACCAGGCAAAAGAAGGCUAGAGAGAACGUGACGGAAGAGCCAGAAGCAGACUGGUUCGUAAAAGACAUUCAGAAUGCUCCAGAAAACCAGAUUCCCGGCAUCGUCCAGCACUCCUUGCAGCGGGUGGAAGCGGCCGACUUCCAUAUUACUGCAGCCAAAGUGAUGCAGGCGCUGAUUAACCGAUGUCAGAAUGACCCCCGAUUCUCCCCUCAGAGCGCCCUGAGGCUACUCGUUCAGACGGACGUUCUGUCCUACAGCUUGUGCCCGGGUUUGGUGGCCAUCUCCCUGGAGAAGCAGGACGUCUGCCUCCUGCAGCUCUGCCUGCAGCGUCUCCCUGACGUCCCGGAGGCGGUUAUCUGUUCCUGUUUAAAGACCUUCUUAAGUGUCAGCGAAAACCACCUUAAAGCUGCUCCUCUGGAUACGCGGUAUAUCGAGGGUGUUAUCGAGGUGGCAGAGUCUCCUGAACAUACAGAGAAGCAGGCAGCCCCGGAACCAGCCGUCGUACAGAACGGGUACAGCCCGGUGGCUCUGGAGGAGGACAGCUGCGACAUCCAGACACCGGAGACUCUGCCGCGGAGAAAUGAGACACCGAAAUCUCCAGUUGGCUUUAAAAGAGCCGUACUCCUGAACUCUGUCCUCACGUGUCCGUAUAGUGAGACGUUCCUCCUGCCUCAUCUAAAGGAUCUCUCAGCCAAUCAGGUUAUUCUCUUCCUCAGGUACCUGCACUAUCUGUACGUGAAAUGCAGCAGCGACAUGACAGUCAAUCCGUCAGAAAAGCAAAUGCCGACAGCCAACCAGAUCAUGGACUGGAUGAGUUUAAUGCUGGACGCGCAUUUCACGGUGGUGGUUAUGCUGCCAGAAGCCAAAAAACUGCUGCAAAAGCUUCAUAAAUUUGUUAAAAACCAGAUGAAGUUUUAUUCUGAGCUCAACAAGGUGGAGGGGAGUCUGUCUGAGCUGCACCGGUUGAGACGGCGGCCCAGGGACUGCGACAGAUAUUCAAUCCAAGUCCUGGAGCUUUAUUAGGCAAACGAUGAAAACAAUGACUGUUUAUUUUUCUUAAAGGACUAUUCCCCCCCCCCACAUGGAUCAUUUUUCAACACGCUUAUGUCAUGGUUACCGUAUCCUGCUUGUCUCUGCGUCGUCGCACCAUCGCAGGACGCCUUCCUUCCCGCUUCCAGACCCCGACUAUGAGUAAAGAAACGCAAUAAUGAGAAUUGUUUAAAUGUUGAACUUUGUUUGAUAAAAAGCUGCGUAGUUUA
Molecule: messenger RNA, 2381 nt
Organism: Spea bombifrons (plains spadefoot toad)
Lineage: Eukaryota; Metazoa; Chordata; Amphibia; Anura; Pelobatidae
Gene: NOL11
Product: nucleolar protein 11
Exons: 18
Coding region: 1-2145 (714 amino acids)
Biological process (GO): maturation of SSU-rRNA
Cellular component (GO): nucleolus; nucleus
Molecular function (GO): RNA binding
Source: RefSeq, a predicted model, not a curated record